GGUUACGUCACGAAUAACGUACAACAUCUGGCCAAUCACGACGCUUGUUGUCUUUCAUUCAUGGGGAUUUUGGUAGGCAGCCAUAAUCUGUAUCUUUUAUGUUCGGGAGGUUAGUGGCGCUGGCGGGCGGUUGUAUUCGGUGCUGUUGUUUGUACUACUUUGUGUUCUGUUAUUGCCUUAAACUUCACAGUGUCUGAGAAAUUUUAAUAUCUCAUCUUGAGUCAGCUAAGCUUUCAGGGCUCAGCCAUGGAACUGGACCUAUACAGCGACUACAGCAGUUUGGAGGACCAGGACUUCUAUGCCUCGUCCUACAGUCCGGAGCAACGCCUGGCCAAGAGUUACGAUGUAGCAGCUACUGUGAGGAUGAUCAAACAAGAGAGCGUCGACGAGAGGUCGGACGCCGAGUGCGGCACAGUCAGCGUGAAGCAGGAGCUGAGCGACGACUCAUGCGUGCCGGCCAGCGGCGUGCGGUCGCGGGGGUCCAUGCAGAAGGUGCCGUCCCUCAGCGACCUCUCCGACCCGGAGAGCUCCCUAGACAUCCCGACCCAGGUGCCGCCACUCACGCCCGGCACCAACAAGAAGAUGACGGAGGCGCUCAAGGCGUCCUUCGCCUCCUGGGAGAAGGAGCAGCUCCGGCUCAACAUCGUCAAGGACCCGCGGCAGUGGACGGAGACGCACGUGGCGCACUGGCUGUGCUGGGCGAUACGGGAGUUCUCGCUGGAGGGCGUGACGCUCAACCAGUUCCACAUGCGCGGCAAGGACAUCUGCGCCAUGGGCAAGGAGGCCUUCCUGACGCGCGCGCCGCCCUUCAUGGGCGACAUACUCUGGGAGCACCUCGAGAUACUGCAGAAAGACGUGGAGAAGGAAAGAGCCGCGCUGGAGAACAUGCCGCCCAACCUGUACGACGCCGUGAGCGUCCCGGACCUGAGCGACUUCCUGGGCGCCUACCACCACGUGGACCACAAGCCGCCCGGCGCCGCGCACAACAACAACAGCAGCCACAACAACAACAACACGGCGCCGGCGCCGCCGCCCCCGCACGCCGCCUUCCUGCACGACGGCGGGUUCGGCGGCCACCUGCGCAGCCCCGUGUGCGACCCCCGGGGCGAGGGCGGCUCCGACUGCCGCGACGACGGCUCUCCGCCCCCGCAGGCGCCCGCCGCCGGCUACAUCCACCUCCGCAGCCCCGUCUACCUGCUCAAGGAAGAGAGAGGGGUGUACGGCGGGCCGCUGGGGGAGGCGGCGCCGCCCCCGCUGGCCGGGUCGUCGGGCGACGAGCCGCCCGUGGGCUACGCGCCGCCCCCGCCGCCGCCGCCGCCGGCGCACUACGACCACGAGCACGAGUACCACCCGCUGGAUGCCGCCCACCACCACUCGCCCUACCUGGACGGCUCGCCCGAGUUCUACACCUCGCACUACGUCAAGAGCUACGCCCGGGGUCGGUACCCGCACCCCCACGAGCCGUACGGGGACGCGUACAGCUCGCACUACGACGCGUCGCCCUUCCAGACGGUCCCCAACGGCGGGGCGGACCACUGGAGCCCCGGGCCCGAGCUGGGGUCCGGGGGCCACCCGCACCCGCACCCGGCCUUCCUGGCGUCCGCCCCCGCGCGCGAGCCGCUCGCGCACCCGCCCACCCCCAACGGCGACUCCAAGCCGCUGCUGCAGUCGUCCAUGCUCGCCGGCUACUCGGGUCUUGAUGAAAAUGGAAUUAAUAAUGGUGGCGGGCCGUGCUUCACGGGCUCCGGGCCCAUCCAGCUGUGGCAGUUCCUGCUCGAGCUGCUGACCGACAAGUCGUGCCAGGGCUUCAUCUCGUGGACGGGCGACGGCUGGGAGUUCAAGCUGACGGACCCCGACGAGGUGGCCCGGCGCUGGGGCAUCCGCAAGAACAAGCCUAAGAUGAACUACGAGAAGCUGAGCCGCGGCCUGCGCUACUACUACGACAAGAACAUCAUCCACAAGACGGCGGGCAAGCGCUACGUGUACCGCUUCGUGUGCGACCUGCAGAGCUUGCUGGGGUACACGCCGGAGGAAAUACACAACAUGGUGGACUUGAAGCCAGACAAGAAGGAGGACGACUGAGUCGCUUUCUUCCGAGACGGACUUCAUCUGCCGCCUGUUUUUUUAACCAGUGGCUUUGCCUCGUUUUAAGAGGUGGAGCGUUGCCAGUGGAUGCACCGCGACUGCGACUAAGAGAACUCGCCUGGGGAUUCUUUUUAUUGCGACAGCCGUCAUUUGAUGCUCUCUCCGAUAGGACGUGUCGGUGGAAAGUUUUCAUUUCUUAUUUGUUGGCGGACAGAUUGUGAAUUUAGCCGUUGUGUUUUUUUUUUUAAACCUUAAUUCGAAAUGUUACAACUGUUGUGUUUAUUACCUAAAUGUUUAAAAUUUAUGGUCACAAAUGAUGCAGUGCUUUUGACACACUUUCGGCACUGUGCGCAUUGUGUGUCCAUUGAGCAAAUAAUCGAACGUUAGUCGAUUUUACACUGAAGUGCCUUUGUAAAUAUUACUAUAGGAUAUUGGUACAUAUUGAGGAAAAUCACUUAAAACUCCAAUUGUGAUUUUAUACAUACUGAUAAUAGGUGCCCUUUUAUUUUAUACUUUAAAAAAUGUGCUAUGUUUUCAUAUAGAAGUGUUCUAUUUAACUAUUGUAAAAAUAAUGGUAUUUUUUGUUGUGACUGAAUGGAAAGAAAUUUUAAAGAUUUACUCUACAGUCAUUAUUUUGUACAAAUACUGUGUUGUGAAAUUUCACUCAAAAAUGUUUUCAUAUAUUUUUUAAUGUCGACUUUGUAUUACCAAGUGUUUUCUUGGAACAGGAAAUUUCUGACAAGUAACAGUAUCAUACAUGCUUGAUAAGAAAAUGUUUUUUCCAACCUCUUAUCUACAUUUAACAGUUUUAAUUGUAUAUAGUUUUUUAUUUUCAGAUCUAAUAAUAAAUUUAUUCAUACCAACAACUGAAAACAAUAUAUUGUCAUUAAAUCAUAUUAAAGAUGUUCCAUUCUAAUUCAUGAGCCUUCAUGCAAAUAUUUCUUAAUUAAGGAAAUUUUUUAGCAGUAAACUUCUUCCUUAAAGACAAUCCUACAUUAAAGUAUACUUCACCAUACUAUAAUGCAUUUAACUAUUUUGAUACCAUUUUUACAAAUAAAAGAAGCAAUUCUCAGUUUGUGGUGAAUAAUUGCAUGAGCAUGUUUGCAGUUUUUAUACAUCUUGUCAAAUUGCGCACAUUUUUGUAUAAGUUUUCAGAGUCUAAGUGUAUGGAAUUGUUGGUUUUUUGAAUACACUAGAGAAAUAAGACAUUUCCGUUCAUUGAUGACUGUUUACGAAGAAGACAACAGUUCUCAGAGGCCAUAGAAACCGACAUCAGGGUUAUGUUUUCAGUAGAGCGAAUAUCGAAGUAGAGCGCAAACAGAACUUCGCAUUACCGUGCCUGCAAAUACAUGAGACAGCCAUUUACUAAUCAGCAUCAAGUAUCAAGUAUUUGGGUUGGGAAAAAAAGGUAGGAAACGGUUUUCCAUGUAAACAAACUAUAGCAACACAACUCAACCUGAAUGUCAGAACUGCUUGUGAAGUCACUUUUUCAUCUUAUAUUCUCAUUUACUCUCAAUAAAAGAUGCCUACAAACACUAUGCAUAAAGGAAACUAGAAAUACCGUAAUUAUUCAAAGUUUGGCUUGGAAUUUACAAAUGCGUACCUAUCUUUUGUAGGUACCGUGACGAAUAUCUUGGCAUGAAACGUAGUAGCACCAACUCGCUCUAUAUCUUUAUUCACUCUACAAUGUUUUCGAUUGUUGAUUUGGUAUUAUGACACAGUAAGGUAAACACGAAAUGAAUGCAAAUUGUUUCAGCUAUGCUUGAACCAAAAACUAUGUGUAAAUCUAAAGCUGUCUGAGUGAGAGUACGUUUCAGUUAAUGGUUGUGUGGUUGGAAAAUUUUUAGUUGUUCAUGUUUCUGUAAAAUAAUUAUUUUUAUACGAGGGCUGUUAUUUAUUCACAUUAUGUAAUGAUGAAGAAGAAAGUGCUUUUAAUGUGCUUUUCAGGAAUUCUUCCGUAAACUAAAGAAAUGAAAAUUUUGUAAUUAUAGUUUAAUUUUCUUCUAAAAGUUUUGUAUGUAGCCAUAUAAAAAUUGCUGGGUAAAAAUAAACAUGUAUGGAAAUAAUUAUGUUUUCUCAGGAUGGAAUCAUUGUAACCACUAAGAAGGCAAAAGUAACUUUGAAAAAAAAAAAAUUUGGGAUACUUUUUUAACACCAAGUGUUAUAUUAUUAUAUCUGAUAUUCACUCCAAUGACACAUCCAUAUUCAUAAAAACCUGCUUAACUGACGUCGCCAAAUAAAAAUGUAACUACUUGGGUUUGGUAUAAAAUCUUUUGAGGCAGGUUUAAUAAUUUUUAUCACAUGUAGUAUUUUUUAAUGAAAUUAAUUUUAUAUAGAGUUAUGCUAUCAAAACAUUAACUGUUCAGUAUUUAGAAGGAAAAAAAAUAUUUUUCAGUAUUGGUUUGUACUGCUAUAAAAAAAAAAUAAUUUUAAAAACUUUGUUGCUUUGUUGUCAGGAGUUAUUUCCUAAAGGACAGGCAUAACAAUCAAUUUUGUUUCAUCUCGCUUCAGUUCUUUUUGAAAAUAUAGUAAGGCAAAACUUACCUACAUUAUAAAUGACAUUUAUUAAUCUGCCUUUGCUUGUAUUUCCUAUGUUUGAAUUUCAAACAACGAAUUAACUGUAGUCAUGCAGAAAUUUAAUUUGGACAAAAGUAAUAAUUUAGGUUUAGCUAGCUAGAAAAAGAAUUAUUUUAUACACUAAUUUUUCAGUGACCAUCAUUUGGAAUUUUGGGAUUUCAUCCAUCUGUAAAGCGUACCUUUGCUCAGCAUUUUACUCAGCAAUAGAAAUGCUUGUUUAUAUGUUUCAGGAAAUUGCAUUGCAACAACAGUUGUCUUUUUUGUUUUAUAUGUCAUGUGAUGUUUAUUGAGAUAUUUUGGUUCUUAAUAUGUAAUUACAUUAUUUCUGAUGUCACAUAUGUAAAGUUGAAUGUAACAUUUGAUAUUACAUUGUAAUCAUUUGGAUGUGAGUUCACUGUUUGCCCGUCACUAUAUUUUCUUGUUUGGUUUUAGUAGAUAAAAUUACUUUUAGUCACAGCCCAGAACUAUUAAUGCCUGGAUAUUAGAAACAUUUGGAUAAUUUUUGAGACUUUACUUCUACUAUUGACACAAUACUGUCUCCUCAAGUAAUAUUUGUGUAGGAAAUACAAACUGUCAGCUGAACUAAAUCCUUAUUGCUUGAGCAGUUUUCAAUAAUGUACUCUACUGUACUAUUAAUUUAAAGUUUAUUCUAACUAAAGCUAUCCUUAAAGUAUGCUACAUAUUUUUCUUUAUUGAAGAACAUUAAAGAUUUUACACAGAAUAUAGUUUUGCUCUGUAUUAUGAUUCCAAUUCAUCCCAGAACUUUUUUUCAUUGAAAUUACCUAAGGUUAAAGCUGUGUGAAGUAAAGGUAAUUUUUAACUCAAGAUGUAUAUUUUAUCUCUGUGUUAAUUGUGAUAGGAUGUAAAGUGGUAAAUAUUGAUAAUCGAUGUGUUUUCGACACCAAAGGAAAGAGAGAGAUAAUGUUUUAUUAUUGGUUACGUGAAGAUUGUGUAGUGUAAGUGUUUUGAAUGAAAGACUGUUGAUUGUUUAGUUCAAAAGUUGCAAAUAAAAAAUUAUUUAAAAUUCCAAGGAAAUCUAAAACAAUUUUUUUUCUCUAUGAACCAGUCAAACCUGAAUGUUGAGAAAAAAAAUAAAUGUUUACUAAAAGGUGUAUCUGUACUUACAGAAAUAUUUUUAAGCGACUGGAUAUAAGUGUUUACACAAACACACACAUGUUGUAUGUUAUUUUCGACUGGCCUGUGUCCCUGAGUGAAAACGUUGCAGUUAUUGGGGAAAUGCUUUGUACCAAAUUGACCUGAAAGAAAAUAUAAUUAAAUAAUUAUUACAGAA
This is a messenger RNA of Bacillus rossius redtenbacheri, 5953 nucleotides long. It is a transcript of the gene pnt, whose product is annotated as ETS-like protein pointed. Gene Ontology annotation, biological process: regulation of transcription by RNA polymerase II; cell differentiation. Gene Ontology annotation, molecular function: sequence-specific DNA binding; DNA-binding transcription factor activity, RNA polymerase II-specific. Lineage: Eukaryota; Metazoa; Arthropoda; Insecta; Phasmatodea; Bacillidae. Bases 247 to 2082 code for a protein of 611 amino acids. The transcript has 13 exons. The record is from RefSeq and is a predicted model, not a curated record. Gene Ontology annotation, cellular component: nucleus.